Aspergillus clavatus NRRL 1 is the source of this 1323-nucleotide messenger RNA. RefSeq lists its product as uncharacterized. Lineage: Eukaryota; Fungi; Ascomycota; Eurotiomycetes; Eurotiales; Aspergillaceae. Bases 1 to 1323 code for a protein of 440 amino acids. The transcript has 2 exons. The record is from RefSeq and is a predicted model, not a curated record.
AUGCUAGUUCUCAAUUCGCAUCCACGCCUCGCUUUCUCUUAUCUCAAACACCAAGUAGGCCCGAGAUAUCAAGCGAGAAAGAUGGCGUCAUCAACCCCUCUGCCCACGUCGCGUGCGGUGCCGCGUUCGCGCCGACGAGAAACGAUCGAGGACUCGGGAGAGGAUGAGCAAGACGUUGCAACUCUAGGCCCACGAACCCGACGUGUAGAUGCUAUCUCGGACGAUGACUCAAAUCACAGUACUCCACCAGAGAGUGCAAACGAGAUCGACACGGCGUUCGAGGCACUCUUCGGACCGACGUCAACAGACCGCAGGAAACGACGGCGUAUCUCCUUAGACGCAGAACCUGCUAUGGCCCAACGUGGAAGACGCAACAUCGAUGCGAUUCUCACUUCACCCCCCGAGGCUCGGUCGCAGACCGCGGACCCUCCUUCCUCGCCAAUCCCAUUUCGUACUCCAAAACAGACGGCUCAGCCAGCAGCUUCGCGCAUACCAUCAUCCGUUGCACAAAGGGCGCCGGGCCCUGCCACACCGGCAAGCACACGGCCAUCCCGCAACCACCUUCGCUUCAUGAUGUCCCAGCCCACGUUCAGCAGCCAAUCGCAAUUCACCCCGAAGGUCCCUGCAGCCUCCGCAAACCAACUACCAACACCCGCGCCGCAAAGACAAAAACCCGCGUUCGUCCUACCUCGCUCUCCGUCCCCGUCCCGGACGCAAGAGGCAACGGCAGACAUACCCUCUCCAUUCUCCCCUUCAUCUCGUGCGCUCCGCCGUCGAGGACGCGCGCGGUCUAGCGCCCCUAGCUAUCUACCGGGUGGUAUGGCCUCGGACGUGCGCAGUUGGAUUCUAGAGAUAGGGACGAAGCGAGAACAGACGCAGCUUGGUGCUGUUCGUCGCGUUGAGCUAUCUCAACGAGAUCCGCUCUCAGAGAUACAGAAGUAUUAUGCCGUGGUCCGCAUCAGCGGCGUUCGCCAGUCGGCGUUGAGUAGCUCUGGUCCGCUGGCCUUUAUUCAGGGAUCAUCUGUGCCGUCUGAUGAUGGAGGCGACACUACAAAUUCUGAGACACAAAAGCUGCUCCUUCUCGGUCCUCCUCGAUCCGCCACGGUGGGGUCCAAUCUUCCCACUCCUGAGCUUCAGCCUGGCCAGGUGAUUGGAGUAUAUCGUGGUUUGGUAUGGGAGGUUGGUCUUGAUCGGGAACAUUUGGCUUCUGUGACGCCGAGUAUGGAGGAGCUGAGGCUGGAGCACGAAUCUGGACUUGGAGACUCGGAGGGUGAGGAGAAAUGGCUUGUGGGGAUGGAAUGGGAGCUGAUAUGUGAUUGUUGA